GGGCAGCAGGGAAGUAUCCUGCUGCCCCAAUUAUUACAUUAAAUACGCGCGCUGGACGGGGGCAAGUGGCGGGGGGGUAAGUAAACCCUCCCCGCCCUUAAAGGAACCCACCCCACAGUGCCGGACCGCAGCUCUGCGGUUCCGUGCACACCCCUAGAAAUUUGCCAUUCCACCACGCGCAAAAGGCUUUUGACACUUUUGACACUUGGAAGUGCCUUUUGACACUUGGAAUCCUCACAUAACUCCUGACUGUUGUUCUAAGUCUUUUACAGAGAUGGCUCAUGUUUUCAGGUUUUGAUCAACAACCAUGUCUAGAUGGUACAGUGUUCCUUUUAACAGGGAUUUCCAGAUAUUGUUGACUACAAGUCCCAUCAUUCCUGUUUGGACAGGGGCGCAAUUUCACUGCUUGCCCUAGGCACUAUUUUCCCUAGAUACGCCUCUGUAUAUGGGUUCAGUUUUAUUUACCCCUGUGCAGGCCUGGGAGCAUUUAUUAUGGGGUAUUACCCCGUAGUAAAUGUGCUCAGGCCUGCAGCCAGACCUGUGUCAUUUUUUAAAAACCAUACUGAAUCUAUAGAGAAAACUGACGUUUUUUACUUUUGUUUUAGGAAAGAGUAUUGUAACAACGGGGUUGCGGAUAGAUUUUAGGCAUGGUAAAAAAAUUUUUUUAAAAAACCCCCAAGCCAUGAGAAAUGCCUCGAUAAUUGUAGAAAACAAAAGAGAAGAUGAUUUUGUAAGGCAAUGGGUGCAUAGCCUUGUCCAUCUAGUUGUCAGACACUACUUUAGGAUGUAGGGAAAACACUGAGAGUCUCGUGAAAACAUCUUGGGAACCUUUUGUGACGUUUGGUGGAAAAUCUCUCCACGUAAAAACUACUUUGCAUUUGACGCUGACGUCGUUGCUUUCUGUCAGAAGCAAAGCUAGCCAAAGGCCAGAGAACGCCGGGCAAUAUGUUGUUUGGCCGCAGCUUUGCAACAUGCAACCCAGGGAGUUGCUCUCAUUGUCCCGUGUCACGUGCAUGAUUCCUCCUCUAUCGUCAUUCCAUUCCCGGGAGGGUUCGAUUUUGGAAGGUUGAGCUAGGCGGCGUUCCUCUUCUUGCGCUGCGUUGCGAACGUUCUACUGCGGCUAAACAGCAGAAAUGGGAUUAGACUGGAUUGGCUAUGGCUAUGCAAUUUUAGUGGCUUCUGGUGGGAUAAUGGGCUAUGCCAAAGCAGGUAGCACCCCAUCUUUGGCUGCUGGUCUUCUUUUUGGGGGGUUAGCUGGAUUGGGAGCUUACCAACUGUCUCAAGACUCAAAGAACAUUUGGCUUUCCCUCAUUGCUUCUGGAACCUUGGCUGGCCUUAUGGGGAUCCGAUUCUACAACUCGGGGAAAUUCAUGCCUGCAGGAUUGAUUGCUGGGGCAAGUUUGCUGAUGGUUGCGAGACUUGGAUUGAAGAUGUAUGAAAAACCACAUGAGGGAUAACUAGACAUCCCAUGAGGUCUGAGAUUCUCAGUAAGAAGACUGAAUACACCUUGCUGAAUGCACCAUGCUAGAAACAGAGAGGGAGAAAGAGAGAGUGCACAGUUGGUCAUACUUAAUGACCUUUUUAAAAGCAGAUCAUUGUCAACUAUCUCCAUCUCAUCUUCUAAACAAAAGUAUUUCUUUGAACAUUUCCAGAACCAACUACGAUGACAAUGUUAAAUCUAGAAUGGUCGCUUUGUUAUGGUACUCUUCCCCAUCCCCUGCUGUGUAAUUGGAAUAUGAGUACUGUAAUUGGCGGAGGGGAGAGACAAACAGCAGCUGAACUGAGAAAGGGAUUAUACAUUAUAAGCCAGCAAGGAAGCUCUGACUGAAUGCAACACAGAGAAUUUUUAUCUGCUGUGUUGUGUGGAGGCAGAUGCUCCACAGGUUUCCAUCCAUCCAUCGCCCCAAUGCCUUACUCUAAGUUUGCUGGCUGGUGCAAAAUUACUGUGGCAAAUUAAUGUAACAAAGCCAAUAAGAAGAGGUUUAUAAAGGCAAAUGAGAUGGAGCUGCAGAGCUCUGCCCUGCUUGCCUCAUAUAGAAUGUUAUUGCAGGACAAGUCUUUGCAGAUGCCACCAUAAUUACAACAGAGGAGAGGAUCAAGUUUUAAUUUGACUUUCAAGUAUGAGCUCAUUUCUACAGCAAUGCGAGACAGUUUUUCUACUCUGUCACUAAAAAUAUUUUUUUUAAUAUAGCAGAUACAAUUGUAGUCAAAACCAUUCUUCAUUGGGUUGGUGUACUCUUGUGCGCUUCUUUCGCAAUCUACAUUUUAAAUUAUUAUUAUUAUUAAUAACAUAAGGUGUCACAGUGCAGUCUUUAAUCAUGUAUCCAUGCUUUUUAAAAACAGAUUGGGAAAAUACUGAUUGAUACAUACUUUUUAUUUUCUACUGUAUUAAAGGCUAACCACCAGACUACACAAA
Messenger RNA from Hemicordylus capensis (graceful crag lizard), 2416 nucleotides. RefSeq names its product transmembrane protein 14C-like. The coding region runs from base 1134 to 1457 and encodes 107 amino acids. The record is from RefSeq and is a predicted model, not a curated record. The transcript is spliced from 5 exons. Lineage: Eukaryota; Metazoa; Chordata; Lepidosauria; Squamata; Cordylidae. Gene Ontology annotation, cellular component: mitochondrial membrane. Gene Ontology annotation, biological process: regulation of heme biosynthetic process.